UGUUUCCAUAGCAAUGGCAAAAAUUGCGCGACGGUCAGUAGCGUCAAACCCGUCGUCGCUGACAUCUAUAACGAUACCACCAACUAAUUUAAUUGAAAAUAAUUAUAUUACAACACAUCAACAAAAAAGAUCUACACAUUCAAAAUCAGAAACAAAUCUUCAAGAUUCUAUAUCAUCAACAACUCCACUUUCAUAUUCUUCAUCAUUAUCCGAAUCAUCAGCGUCUUCUUCUUCAGAAUCAUUGGAAACUUCAUCAACAUUAUCCUUAUCAUUAUCUCCGUCAUUAUCACCAUCGCCGUCAAUUACUUCUUUGACUGAUAUUGAACCCACAGAAAAAGUUCAAUUAACAACACUGUUUAAAGCAAAUACAACAGAAACAGAAACGAUAGAAACUGAAGUAACAGCUACAACGAUUUCAGCGUCAAUCGAUCCAUUACGUUCUAUUGGUUAUCAACUAACUACUCGCACAAUAUCAAAAAAUUUUGAUAAUAUUAAUAAUAUUAGUAAACAAAGUCAUCGUCAUGGGACUGCAUCUAUACAUCCGAACACACAAAAAACAAGUAAUCAUAAUAUUAAAAAUAUUAAUAAUGUUAGUAAAAUAUCGCAAAAUGAAACAACAAAACCAUUUACAAAUAUACCAACAACAUCAGCAACACCCACAUUUAAAGUUGAUAAAGCAACUGUUCCAGUAUCUACAAUUCCACUUUCGACAGCAAAAUCUCCCGCGGCUUUGGCUGCUGAAAGAGAAAGAGUUCGAAUGGAAUUUUAUGCAACUUAUGAUGUUAUGACCGGUGUCAGGAUAGCAGCAACUUUGGGGGGAUUUUUUAGUUUAAUGGUUUUCCUAAUCGUAUGGAAAAGUCGAAGUCACUCCAAUGAAACUAUAAAAGCUUUGAAGGACCCUAAAACAGCUGCUUUAACGGUUGCUUGUAUGCAAGAAGAAGAAGAUCGUAAAAUUAUCGAAGCUAUGGAUGCCACAGGCUUAUCGAUAUUUCCAGAUGAAUAUGAUACCAUGCUUUUCCGCAGACAGCGAAUGUUGUCCGUUGGUAAUGUUAGUGCUCCACCUGUGUUGCACAGAGGAUUUCGAUUUUCUUCUGUUGGAGGAUAUAGUAGUUUGCUAGAACCUCCGCGAAGGUUUUCAAUAUCGUCUACUGGUGGCGGUAUAUCAACAGCAAGGAGAAGAAGUGCUUCAGAAUCAUCUCGUAUUCUUAGUAAUUAUCCAAUGGGAAGUAGUUUUGGAACAGACGACUAUUUUGUUGAAACCGAUGACGAACUGGAUGAAGAUUAUGAAAACUUAAACCAAACUGAACAAAAACUUUUACAAAACCAAGGAUUUUUGGAAGUUCCACCUUCAGUACAUCAAGACACAAGACGAAGCAGUGCCAUGACUUGUUGCAGUACUGAAAGUUCAUAUUUAGAACGACGUUGUUCAGCUCUUACAUUAGGAAUUAAUAAUCUACCUCCCGAAUUGCGUCAAAAGGACGAAUCAAUUAAAAAAGCGAGGCGUGGUUCCAGUACUGAUACUUGGGAUUACUAUUAUCCAGAUAUUCAAGUUAUUCAAGCGACACCUAAAUCUUCACCAUUAGCAAGUGAUAAAGAUUUUGAAAAAGGAGCCACAUUUAAGCAAGCAAGAACUAUUUCACAAGAUACCACAACAACAGCUGCCUCUGGCGUUUCUUCAAUAACACUUGACAGCUCUGGUAGCAGUUGGCAAAAAAAUAGUAUGAUCUGUUUCUAUGAUCCAGAAAGCUUGCAGGAACGAAAAUUACCAUCUAUAGAUUCUGAGCACAGUUUAGACUUUUGCCAGUCGAACACAACCGAAGGUGAAGAUGACUCUUCAGAUAAAUUAGAGAUUCAAAGUAGACGCUUACAAAAACACCAAACAAGACAACCGACAAUUAUUACAACCACGUCAGCAACACCGUCACCAAAAACUUUGACUGAUAAGUUUGAUGAUAUGCGAGAUUUUAAGCUAAGAAAACUAUCAGAUGCCUCUAGUUGUAUAAAUAAUAAUACAAGUUUUACUUAUUACGUCAGUAACAAUAAUAACAUAUUUGAUCACUCCGGCAGUUGUAUUACGCCAGGAAUUACUCAACCACCUUCUUCAACAUAUUCUGUAAGCCGCGCAGUUAGAUCAAAUUUACGAGGGGUUGGUACUAUCGGUGGAACGGGAAUUGGUCGUGCUCCAUUGGCUUCAUGUAGCUCUUUUAAAAUGUCAUCCGUUGAAUGCCAAGAUUCAGAUUUACGAUCCAGUCUUGGAGAUGAUGAAUCUGUAUUCAUUGAAAGCUAUGCAGACACAGAUGACGAUUUGGAACAGUUUAGUACUGAUAGUGAUGAAAUCAGUUUAGAGGUUAUUCAAGCCGCUCAAAAUGAUGCCAUACGAUAUAUUGAUGAUAAUGGUUUAAUAUCAACACUGCCAAUAAACAACCAACGUCAACCAACAAGUGACAGUUAUAAUCCAAAUAGUUUCUAUGAACACCAAUUAUCAACAAAAUCAGCUCCUCCGGAAAUUUUAAAUGGCAAAAAGCCUGAAGAUUAUAAAAAACCUGUUGGGAAAGGAGCCAUAUUAAAGCAAAACUAUCAACGUACAUCUACAGAAAGUCAUCGAACACUUUCGGUUUCUUCUAGUGAUAAGGUUCUACUAGUACCAAGAUCUAAACAAGUGGCAUCAUAUGAACAAAGUGUUGGUAAAAAAUUCAAAACAAAAUCAAAUGUUGAUAGCCAGCAUAUUAACGCACAAUAUAGUAAUAAACGUUCUUCUUCAAAAAUAGAACAACACCAAAACAAACAACAUUUACAUCAAUAUCAACAGCAAGAAGAAUUGUUGCUUAAGCCUAUACUAUCGCCUGGAAAUACUCCACUAUUAGCUAUAAGACGAUCUCAGCUUCAACAACAAUAUAGCGAUCCAUCACAUAGCUUGCCAACUACAGAUGAAACGGUAACACUUGAGACUUGUUCAACCGAAAUACCAGUUGUUACUACUAUUGUAACGACAAAUUUGACUGGAACUUCGACAACAACUUCAGUAUUUUCACCUACAGCGACCCAUUUGGGCAUUCAAAUUCCAGCUAAUAGAAAAUAUUAUGAUCAACAUAAACAAAAACCACCAAUAAUCAUUAAAAAACAAUCUAGCUUUAGUUAUGAUAAUAAUAAUGAUAGCUCAAUUAGUAGUAAUAGUAACAGUAAUAGUAUCAAUAAAAAUUUAAAUAAGAAACGUUUAAGUAGCAGUAAACAUACACAUAAAAAAAUUAAAAUAAAAAAUCGCACUGCAUUAAGUGAUUCUUCAAUCCCACCAUAUCCACCACAAUCAACAAACGUUAAACCAUCAUCAACCGCUAGAGCAUCUGAAAUAUUAAUACCACAAACUUCACAAACAAUCGAAUCUACAAGAAAAAUUAGUAAUGAUGAUCUACUAAUCAAUACAAUUAAAACACAACCAAUAGAUUGUAGGCAAACGGAUUUUUUAAGUGAAAAUGUAAUUUUACCUUAUGGAUCACAAUAUCAUGGUGAUCCCUUCCAUACAACUGUUAGUUAUAGUACUAGUGAUAAUAGUAAACAUAUUAUUGAUGAUCGUGGAAUUAGUUUAGUUGAUUCACUAAAUCAACAACAAAGAAAUCAAUUUGUUGAAAAAUACUCUAGUAGGAAUUUAUUAAAAAAUAGUGACAAUUUUAGUAAUUAUAGUUCAACUAAUAUUCCAAUAUUAAAUCCAAGUACUGAUAGAAAUGUUGAUGAUAUUAAUAAAAAACAAAUUGUUGAUGUUAGUAUUGUUAUUGAAGGCGUUGAAAGUGAAGAGAGUUCAACAAAUAAUGUUAAUAACGUAAAAACAAAUAUUAUUACAAAUAAAAGUAAAAAAUUAUUAGAUAAUUCUAAAAAUAUAACAAGUACUUCUGUGAUGUUAGAAUUACCUGUUAUUAAAGUACCAACCGAUAUCGAAGAUGAUGAUAGCGUUAGUAGCAAUAGUAGAAGUGUUGAUGAUAUUAAUGAAUUUAAUAAUAAAGUUGGUAGAGUGCGUAGUAAAAGUGAAAGAUGUGAUCCUCCAAUUCGUGACCCUAGUUUACCUGGUACAUCACGCAAAUGGUCAAAAGAAACGCUUUUUUAGCUUUCAUUUUACUCUUUUUCUAAUUGAAAAUUAUUGCUUUUAUUUUAAUUAUUCGAUUAUUUUAAUUAUUUUUUAUUUUUAAACAGUAAUAACUAUUAAUGUAAAAGUUAUUUUUAGAGGCAUUAUAUAACAAUAUUAUUCAAAUUUAAAAAUUUGAUUAGAAUUAAAAUUUUAGAAAUAGAAAUAGAAAAAAUAAUAGCAAUAUAAUAUAGAAAUAAGUUGAAUAUAAUAUUUAUUUGAGCUAGUGCAGUCUAAAGUCUGAGUCCAUUAUAGGUAGAUAUUCAGAUUUUUUUGGGCUUGAACAAUAAUUAAGUCUAAUGACCACUAUUAAUAUAAUAUUUUCAAAUCUUUUAAAAAUAGUUCAUUUAUAUUUUCACUACCAUUUUUACAUUACAUAAAAAUUUUGUAAUAAUAAAAAUAACUACAAUAAACUUCAAUAAAAUCAUUAAUAACCUUAGAAACUAUAUUUUAAGAUCUUUUAAAAAUGUUGUCAAUUAUUAGGUAAAUACAGUACAAUCUCUAUAUAAAAAACGCAUAACUAAAGGUUCAAAUUCCAAGACUUUUAAAAUUAAUAACUUUAUAAAUUGGUUACUAAGAUUUUAUUUUCUUGCAGAAAUGUAUAUACAUAUGUAUAACAGUUUUACCCUAUUAUAAUUUUCCGUAACAAAAUUUGGAGUCUCUAAUAUCUUAUCUACCAAUUGAAAACAAAAAAUUGAAUAUUUUCCAAAUUAUGUACAUGUAUCACUUUGUCCCGAAAUGCGAUAGGAAAAAUCAACAAAUUCUCUUACUUUGUUUUAGAAAGGAGACAUUUUUAUUUCGGCAUGCUAAUACUAAGAGAAAGUCAAAACAGGACUUGAAACAGAAAAUUUCUAUAUUAUUAAUAAAAUGCAAAAUACAAAAAUUCUAUUUUAUAGUUGGCGUAGUUAAAACGAUAUUGAAAUGAUUUUAUCUUGACUCAUGAUCAAUAUUUAAAUUUAAAUUUUUAAGAGCAACUGAUGUUUUUCUGUAAUUCGUGAUGCAAUAUUUAUAUUUAUAUGUCAAAGUUCUUACGUUAGUGGUGUUGAAAUCAAUUGACCUUAGAUUCGCUCAUUCUCAAGGAAGGUAAAAAUUUUAACUAUGAUGAGACUAUUAAUUUAAUAAAAUUUAGAACGAAAACUCUUCAGGAAUCUUCUUUUAUUAUAAAAAUUCAAAAUUAUUUCUGUAUCUACCAGUGAUGAAUUCUAUUAUGUAUAUACAUACAUUGAUUUCGAAAAACAAGUCAUUUUAUUUGAACUUUUAUUUCUUCU
This is a messenger RNA of Condylostylus longicornis, 5382 nucleotides long. Its product is annotated as serine-rich adhesin for platelets. Lineage: Eukaryota; Metazoa; Arthropoda; Insecta; Diptera; Dolichopodidae. The coding region runs from base 14 to 4096 and encodes 1360 amino acids. The record is from RefSeq and is a predicted model, not a curated record. The transcript is spliced from 4 exons.